GGAGGAGAGGGCUCGGCCACCCGGACGGCAGCGCUGCGGGGGUGGGUGCGGAGCCCCUUCCCUCCGGCCGGCAGCACAGCGGGAAGCAAAAUGAUGGUCCAACACUCAGGCCAGGUAUCUGCAUUAGAAGUCAGCGCCUCCGCAAUUGUUCCCACUUUGUCCCCUGCAGGGUCACUGGGGUUUGAUGAUUUCACAAAUUUAACCCCACUGGUGAAAGAGGAACUGAGGUUUGCCAUUCAGAACAAGCGUCAGUCCCACAGGAUGUCUUCUACAUUGGACACGGUGACAGUUUCUGACAGGCCAAUUGAAAAAUCGAUCAUGAAAACAGAGUUUUCUCCUGAAGAGGAUGAAAGAAAAAAGCGGAGAAGGGAAAGGAACAAAAUUGCUGCUGCAAAGUGCCGAAACAAAAAGAAGGAAAAAACAGAAUGUUUGCAGAAAGAAUCAGAAAAGCUGGAAACUAUCAAUGCAGAAUUAAAAGCCCAGAUUGAAGAGCUAAAGAAUGAGAAGCAGCAUUUGAUAUACAUGCUAAAUCUUCACAGGCCCACUUGUAUAGUUCGGGCGCAAAACGGAAGGACACCUGAAGAUGAAAGGAAUCUUUUUAUUCAACAGAUCAAAGAAGGCACAUUACAAGGUUAAGUGAUAUGGCAAAUGUGGGAAUGUUUAUAGUGUUUUUAACAACUACCAGAAUCCAUGGAGGAUCUGACAUAAUGUGUAGGAUUCUAUUAGUCAAGAACCUUUAGGAAGGGCAGAUUGCUUUCUCAAGCGGAAAGAAUCAUUUUGUCUUGACAGUGAUUCUUUCCCUUGGAAGAUCUGGUCUCAAUCAAAUUGAAGAGUUUUCUGCCUCAAAUAUAGGUUUUGCACCUGUCAUACUUGCUGUUCCUAGGAGCUACAGACAACAGCUUCAGAAGUUUUAGCUCUCUGCUAGUAUACAGUAUCUGCACUCACGAUGUUUGUGCUAGAACACUAUGACUUCCAACGAUGCACAUGGUACAGACAGCUGUGCUGGAUGGACACUACUUUUCCUUGUUGCUGGUAGAGAAAGCAGACCGAGAGUAUUUUUAAAGUUUUGAAGUUUCCAGGAGGACAGUUUCUGGCGGAAUGUACUGAUAUGUAAUGUUGCAUUCUAACCUGACACACACACACACUCAUAAAUACACAAGAAGUCUAGUUCCAACUAAGCUUUGUCGUUUUUUUCACAACACUUGUGUGGGGUUUUGUCUAUGACUCAUCUCAGAGACUGAAUUUGAAAAGCCUAGUAGGUGUGACAAAGAAAUAUUUCUUGUAAAAUCUUCAUGUAGCUAAGUUUGUAUUUUAUGAGCUGGAACCCCGCCUACUAUCCUUUGGGGACUACUGUUUUUCUUUGAACAGCUGAAGAGCAGCUGGUACCACCACUUGGUGACUCAGUGAACUGGACCCACUGGAAAGAGGAAACUAACUAUGGAGGGAUAUUGAUACAGGUUUUGCCUGAUUAAAGAACUGCAGGACCGAAUCCCAGGCUCAUGAAUAAUGAAAAGUUUAAAAAAAUUACAUUACCUAGGAUCUAAUCCUGCAAGCCUUACUUCAUGCUAUUACCCCUCACUCACAGAAGAGGUUCCAUGGACUUCAGUGGGUCUGCUUAUGCAGUUGGCUCCAAUAGGCAUAAAAGCUUGACAGAGCUUUUUCCAUCCUGGCCAGGAUUACUUUCUUUUGCCAGGUGACUCAGAGAGGAAAAUUAUUAUUGCAGCUACUUUUAUAUUAGGUUUGAGUGGCAACUAUGGUCAAUCAAAAGAGUUACUUAGAAUCUAAAGGAGGAAAGUUUUGGUGUAGUGAAUAACUGUUUUUAUUUUUUAUUAAAUACUAACCUUAGAUGUUUUUGAACUGGUAGAAGGCUGCUGGACAAAAGCUAUGAGUGUUUAAAUUCUGAUGUUUCUGUGAAAUUCUCAGAUUGUUUAAUCCUAUAAAAUAUAUCCUUACAAUUUUUUUGUAAAAGAAAAUAUUAUCCUUAUUUAUCACUAAAUAUAAUGAGUAGAGUUAAUAAAUACUGCGAGCAAGAUAAAACUGAAAACACAAGUGUUGUGCUGUCUUUUUACUUUUAUCUCUUGGUGUUUAACAUUAUAUAUUGCUAAACUUCACCAGUUGUAUUUGAGACACCACUAUUGAAAACACUUAACCUUCAUCUUUUCCACAGAUGAGGCACUGAGUAUCUUGAAUGAUUUGGUGCAGAGAUUACACCUUCCAAAAUUCUGUACCUCAAUCAGUGGUGUCUAGCUGCUCAAUGUCACAACUUAAGUGAAGCAGACAAUAAGAAUGAAACUUACAGGACAUAAUAUUUUACAGCAGUUACACAGUGUUGAAAUUGUGUUUUUGUUCUAAAGGCUAAACUUUAAGAUACCUCAGCCAUAAGCUUCUUACCCUGCAAGUCCCAGAUGAGUCUACCAGAUAUCAUACCUGAUCCUUAUGUGAUCAUUAUAUUCUGCAACAGAACUUCUUAGUACAUUUUCCUAAGAUCUGGAUAUAUUGUAAUGUCCUAUAUAAUGUUUUAAAGAUAUGUACUUCAUGUAUCUGAAAAGUGAAUGUAUUCUAAAGAUGGUCUUUCUGUAUGUUGGAAGAACCUGCCAUUGACUUCAAUGAGAGAUUUAUUCAUGCCCUGUCAGCAGAACUUGGAGCCUCUGCUGUGACUUCCCUGACUUAGAGGGCAAGUUCCAUGGGGAAUUGCGCCAGUUGUUUGACAGAGAAUGGAUAUACAUGAAGUGUGUUACAAUACACUUGUCAAACUAUUGUUAAUUGGUAUUUGAUUUCUGUAAUGUGGAAAUACAAACCUGAGGCAUCGUCCCAUUAUUGUACACCUCAGCUUUGCACUUUGCACAUCAAAUACCAGCAGACAAACUUGCCUCCUAUGCUGUUAUAAAGUGUUACCACAGAGACUAGAAUCUAAUAACAGAAUUAAUGUGUCUCCUUUAGGAAAUUUGUAUGUUGCUUUUAACCGUAUCACUGGUGACGCAGGCGUCAUGCUUUUGUUGCUUAUGUUAUUUACUUAGCAUGCCAAAUGUUAGUAUGGUACCACUACUAUUGUCAAGAAGAUAAUCUAUUUUUAUUUCAUUGUAUGUGCAGUCACAGCUGCUUUUUACUGCUUGUAUGUCUGUGUGUGUGCAUGCGUGCUCCUGCACACCACUCCAGUAAUGAUGGUACUCAAGUUCAUUUGACUGUGCCCAGAAAGAAAGCAGUGUUUAAAACUGCUAGACAGGAGCAAUAUGUUGCAUGAGUUUUCUAAAGGGAUGCUUUAUUCAGGAGAAUCUUGAAAACGCAUUAAAAGCAAUUUGUUUUCUAUUCUUAAGUUUGUUUUGAUACUUUAAUAAAAAAUAAUUACUGUAUA
Apus apus (common swift) is the source of this 3352-nucleotide messenger RNA. RefSeq names its product activating transcription factor 3 (gene ATF3). Gene Ontology annotation, biological process: regulation of transcription by RNA polymerase II. Gene Ontology annotation, cellular component: nucleus. The coding region runs from base 91 to 636 and encodes 181 amino acids. The record is from RefSeq and is a predicted model, not a curated record. Lineage: Eukaryota; Metazoa; Chordata; Aves; Apodiformes; Apodidae. The transcript has 4 exons. Gene Ontology annotation, molecular function: DNA-binding transcription factor activity, RNA polymerase II-specific; RNA polymerase II cis-regulatory region sequence-specific DNA binding.